GCCAUGCUUAUAAUUUUGUGCCUACUGCAACAUCGUAUUCAUUUAAUUUGUUAAAUUGUUAACUCAAGAGGUUGUAAAAUUAUUACAUGGCUAAAGAAGAAAACAGCGAGUCACAUAGCUUACUAGCAAACUCUAUUCUAUUCCAUUCUUAUAGUUAUUGUUUUAAAUUUCUGCAUAUCCGAUUAGGAUUCGAAGCUUUUAACUGAUUGAAUUAUUAUACAAAUUUGUAAGUAAUUUGUACUAUUUUAUUAGUUUAGAUUUAAAGCGAUAUUUCUGCACCGUCACCUUGUUUUCGGAUGUUUGGAUACAUUUUAUUGAGGUCUCAUUACUGACAAAAUGUCUUGUAAUACUGGCGUGAUGUAAAUAUUAUUUCAAUAUUCUGUUUCCACCAGAUAGUGAGUAGUGGCAUAUAUCUUCUACGAAUCCUAUUCAAAUUUAUGAGUAACGGCCCAAGUUUCGAAGAAUCAUUUUGUUGUAUAUAUAUCGAGAAAAUGAAGUUCGUUGUUGCUGCCCUGCUAUUUACCUCGGCGGCAUUCUUUCGUAAGUUAAAUAAAAUUUAUAAUAAUAAUUCAAUUUUAUUAGUUUCCUAAUUUAUCAACCCUUUUCUGUGAUUCAUAUAGAUGUAAUCUACGAAUAUUGGUAUAUUUUUCUUUACCGUUGGAAUAGCGUCUACCAUCUCAUUACAAAUAAGCUUUGGUCUACCUUUCCGCUGAGGAUAAGAAUUGGGCUAACUUUAUUUUCUAAGAAAUUUUGUGAAUACGAAGUGUUAAAAGAAAUAACAAUCUUUUGCAAAAUUUCGGUUUUGAAAGUUAUAGGAACCUCAAUAACAUUGCAAACUGUAAUACAAAAUACUGGAAUUUUGAAUUCGCAGGACAUGUUCGGAUAAAUUAUAGGUUACUUAUUCCUCCUGAAAACUUAGCUAAAUUAAUUUAGGCUAGUUCUUAUCCCUAGCGAAACGAUAAACUAGUGCUUAUUCGUAAUGGGAUGAUAGUCGCUUUCUUAACGGUAACAGAACAACAGCCGAAUAUUCAUAUAACCCAUAGUUAUAAUAUUAAUAACUAUAAUAUUUUGAGAACAUGCCUUUUGUGUGGGAUUUAAUCAUCAUCAUAUUUGUUUUUGUAUUUUUCUUACCAUUUAAUACAUUAAUUCGCAACAAGCAACGUUUAGACAAGGAUGUCAAAAUUUAUUUCUGUAAUCUGAACAUAGCUAGAAAUUAAUUCCUUUUAAAUAAAUUUCUAACCUUUUAAAUUCAGAAACUUUAUGUUGUAUUGUUACAGAAUUAUCCUUAGGCUUUCCAAUUUCUAGGUCAGGCCUGGAUGUUCCUCCUUCAAAUGAAAGAGUGGCCAUAGAUCCUGCUCAAAUUAGAGCUGAGAAAAUACCAACUAUGAAGACUAAACCUGGUUCCAGUUUAGAUAAAGAUUUUUUUCCUUCUGAUGAUGGACGGACCACAGAUCCAUCUCAAACCAAGAUUAUUGAACCAAAUACUGAAGAAAAUAAACUAGCGACAACUUUUGAUGAAAAUACGUUCACACUAACCACAGAAAUGAUUAAUCCGGUUUCCAGUACUUCAUCUGAUGUAGGAGCACAAAAAUAUCUUGUGCGAGCUAAACGAGAUGUAGGGGAAGAUGCAGCUGAGAAACCUGAAGCAGACAAAGAGGCUAAGAAAAAAGAAAAGCGUGAAAGAAGGAAAAAAGAGAAAGCCGAAAGAAAGAGAAAAAAAGAAAAAGAUGAUCCGGAUAAAAGCCAAGAAGCUGAUCAAAAGAAAAAAGAAAAAGAGGAUCCGGAUGAAAACCAAGAAGCUAAUAAAAAGAAACAAGAAAAAGAGGACCCCGUGAAAGACCAAGAAGCUGAUAUAAAGAAUAAAGAAAAAGAGGACCCAGAGAAAAACCAAGAAGCUAAUAAAAAGAAAAAAGAAGAUGAGGACCCGGAGAAAAAUCAAGAAUCGGAUAAAAAGAAAAAAGAUGAUCCGGGUAAAAGCCAAGAAGCUGAUCAAAAGGAAAAAGAAAAAGCGGAUCCAGAUGAAAACCAAGAAGCUAAUAAAACGAAAAAAGAAAAAGAGGACCCGGAGAAAAACCAAGAGGCUGAUCAAAAGAAGAAAGAAAAAGAUGACACGGAGAAGAACCAAGAAGCUAAUAAAAAGAAAAAAGAAAAAGGGGACCCGGAGAAAAACCAAGAAGCUGAUCAAAACAAUAAAAAAAAAGAGGACCCGGAGAAAAACCAAGAAUCUGAACCAAAGGAAAAAGGAAAAGAGAAACCGAAUAAGAACCAAGAAGCAGAUCAAACGAAUGAAUCCAAUCCUGAUACAGAAUAA
Messenger RNA from Belonocnema kinseyi, 2311 nucleotides. RefSeq names its product protein MNN4-like. Bases 1385 to 2311 code for a protein of 308 amino acids. The transcript is spliced from 2 exons. The record is from RefSeq and is a predicted model, not a curated record. NCBI's taxonomy places the organism in Eukaryota, Metazoa, Arthropoda, Insecta, Hymenoptera, Cynipidae.